Messenger RNA from Rhagoletis zephyria (snowberry fruit fly), 1291 nucleotides. RefSeq lists its product as uncharacterized. Gene Ontology annotation, cellular component: nucleus. The record is from RefSeq and is a predicted model, not a curated record. Lineage: Eukaryota; Metazoa; Arthropoda; Insecta; Diptera; Tephritidae.
UUCUGGAAAACAGCAAUAAUUUACAUUUUGGUAGUAGGUUUAGCUGCUAUUUCGGAGAUCAUCACAUCUGAUCAUCAGACUACUUCAUCGAGUUCAUUCGGAUUUGAACUCGCAACUUCGGCGUUCAAAGCCAUUGGUCUCACCAAAUGAGCUAAGUUCGCCAUGAAGAAGUCUGAUAAGGAGAUAUUCAGCCCGAUCACUGAAUCCGACGUAAGUUCGAUUUUCGUAGGAUCUACGAAAUUGCGUUCACUGAAUCCAUCGUAAACAUGACUUUCGUAGAGUCUACGAAUUCUAAUUUCGAAAUUCGUAGACUGCUUUCACUGAACCCACUCGAAAUGUCAAAUCGAACAAAUUUUCUACGAGUUUUAUUUGGCGGGAGAAAAUUUAAAUAAGCAGAAAGUACAAGAAAAAGCAAAUCGAACCAAUACAAUGUAAGUAAAUUUGAUAAAAUUAACAAAUUUAGUAAAAAAAAAUUUCAAAAUGUUUUUUCACAGGUGUAAAAUUGUGACGACGCGACAACAGUAUUCCUGUUUGCUGGAAAUGCUGAAUGGGAAACCAGAUAUAGCACAAGGGUUUACUAGGUACUCAAAGGAGGAAGUGACUUCAUUUUGGGAAAACGUUGCAAAAGAACCGAAUAGUAUUGGGCCGCCUAUCAAAGAUGUGUCUACGUGGAAAAAAGUGUGGUGUGAUUGGAAGUGCUAUGUCAAACGCAAGCUCAUGGAAAAUAAAAGGGAGCAGACAGCUACGGGGGGCGGAAGAAAUCGGCAGCAUAGUUUUACAGAUUUGGAGGAGGGAGUGAUAAAGCGGGCAGCGUUACAAGUCUGCACCUCAGGCGGCAAAAAUACAGUUAGUGUCGGACUACCUGAAGAUCCUCAGGAAAAAGGCCCGGAAAACGAUGCUGAUGUGUCCAUGGUGUCGGAAGCUUGUAGUUCAUCACUGCCACUACGUACUUCCACUCCACAAAAACGAACGGACUCGGAAACAUUAAACGUACUGAGAGAGCAAGUACAGAUGCAAUAUGAAUUUUUUGGAGAAAGCAAAGAGCGUUUUAAACGUCAGGAAGAGAAGUUGGAGGAUAUUGCAUCAAGUGUCCGCCGAUUGUGUCGAUUAACAGAUAAGACGUACGAACUAAAAAAGUCUGAACUUGCUGAAAUGCGACGACAUAACCUUGCGUACUUAAACUUGGUUGCUGAAAAAAAUAGAAUAAAGCAAGAAAUGUUAGAAAUAGAGCUAAGAAAACUGUAUUUGUUAGAUAAAAAUAAAAAAAACUAAGUGUGAAUAAAAUAACUAA